UCUCUCUCUCUCUCUCUCUCUCUCUCUCUCUCUCUCUCUGCAUCUAGAGAGAGAUGAGAUAUUUGCAGUGAAACCAGGUCAUCGAUGGCGUUUCACAACCACCUCUCGCACGAGAUGGCACUUCAGCAUUUCACACACCAGCAUUUAGGGGAAAAUACAGCGGUCUUACGGAGUAUUUUACCAGAGCAGCUCGGUCAGUCUUCGUCGGAUGCUAACGCCGGUGCCGGAAAAGACCAGAAGGAUUUGCAGAGAUUGAUGAUCGAGACUGCUGGAAAAUCACAACAGCAACAACAACAACAACCAUCGCAGCUCGGUGGAGGAGGUAGUGGUGGACCAACGUGGUUGAACAACGCAAUUCUCCGGCAGCAGAACCAGUACGUUGACGGAAGCUUUCUUCACUUGCAGACCAAUUCGGACUCGAAUUCUGGCGCUUCGACCCAGUGGCUUCCACGGCAGAUGCUACAACGGAACACAAGUGAUGUCGGUGGUGGUGACGAUGUUCCGGUGUCUAGUGACUCGAUGAUUGCAGCUGCGAUAUCGCAAGGUUCGGCCGAUAUAAACGCUAAUAAUGAUAACAGAAACAGUGGUAACAACCAGAACCAUGGGGACAAUAGCGGUGGUGGGGAGUUGGCCGAGAGCGAAGCUGGAGGUGGAGGGGACGGAGUUGGUCCUUGGCAGAAUGCAAAGUAUAAAGCUGAUAUAUUGUCUCAUCCGCUUUAUGAGCAGCUUCUCUCGGCGCAUGUAGCGUGCCUGCGUAUUGCAACACCGGUUGAUCAGUUGCCAAGAAUUGAUGCGCAGCUUGCUCAGUCGCAGCAUGUUGUCGCCAAGUAUUCGGUUCUCGGACAUGGUAAUCAGCCGCUUGUGGGAGACGAUAAGGAGCUUGAUCAGUUUAUGACACAUUAUGUUCUACUGCUUUGUUCCUUCAAAGAACAACUGCAGCAGCAUGUUCGUGUCCAUGCAAUGGAAGCAGUUAUGGCUUGCUGGGAGCUUGAGCAAUCUCUACAAAGUCUAACAGGUGUAUCCCCAGGUGAAGGAACAGGUGCAACAAUGUCAGAUGAUGAUGAUGACCAGGCAGAUAGUGAUACUAACUUGUUUGAUGGAAGCUUGGAGGGGCCUGACAGCAUGGGUUUCGGCCCUCUUAUCCCUACUGAGAGUGAGAGGUCCUUAAUGGAGCGUGUGAGGCAAGAGCUGAAGCAUGAGCUGAAACAGGGUUACAAGGAGAAGAUUGUGGACAUAAGGGAGGAAAUUCUCCGGAAGAGAAGAGCAGGAAAACUCCCAGGAGACACUACCUCACUCUUAAAAGCCUGGUGGCAGUCACAUUCAAAGUGGCCAUACCCAACAGAGGAAGACAAGGCAAGAUUAGUACAGGAAACUGGGUUGCAAUUAAAGCAAAUUAACAACUGGUUCAUUAACCAGAGGAAAAGGAACUGGCAUAGUAACCCCUCAUCUUCUACAGUUUUGAAGAGCAAACGGAAGAGAAGUAAUGCAGGUGAAAACAGUGGCGAACGCUUGAUGUAGAUAAUAUUCUGCUCGCAUUUGAUCCCCAAACAAACAAAUGUUCCCUCCAUGCUUCCAAAUCCAGUGGGUGAUUCGGCAUAUGGCUGCAUGAGGACACUGCAGAGGUCCACAUGGAGAUAUUAAUAUUGCUUAUACACUGAAGCCUAGUAUGGUAGAUGAGGCGGUUUUCUAUUAUUUGCGAGUGGUUGCUGCUGUGAACACUGAGCACAGUUCGAUGCCAAUUGACAGGUAUGCAUGCAGUCACACGAUACCUAUGAUGCAUGUUGUGCUAUAUUCUUCAGGUUCAAAUUGGGAAAAAAAAUAUAUAAUAUUGUAAUAGAGCCUUCUUCGUGGAUAUUUUCUUUCUCCUUGUGUAGGCAGAUUUGAGAAAUCCUUUCGACAUGUGAAUAGUUAUAGUAGCAGGUUGUGGGUGUACAGUGUAAUAAUCUUGUGCAUGUUUCUUCUCCAAGCAAUUCAACUAGCUACUAUUGCAUGUCACAAUAAAAUGCUGCAAAUAUAAAAUGCUCUU
Telopea speciosissima is the source of this 2026-nucleotide messenger RNA. RefSeq names its product homeobox protein knotted-1-like 2. The record is from RefSeq and is a predicted model, not a curated record. Bases 85 to 1518 code for a protein of 477 amino acids. Lineage: Eukaryota; Viridiplantae; Streptophyta; Magnoliopsida; Proteales; Proteaceae. Gene Ontology annotation, biological process: regulation of DNA-templated transcription. Gene Ontology annotation, cellular component: nucleus. Gene Ontology annotation, molecular function: DNA binding. The transcript is spliced from 7 exons.